AUGCCAUCGAGGAUACGAAACAACAUGAGUAAACGGAACAGGUCUGAGGUUAAAACUAAUGCUAGAAAGAAAUACAAGGUGGCUCAGACAACUUUAGAUCCUAAUACUUCUGGUAUUUAUGCCACAUGUACUAGAAGACAUGAAAAACAGGCUGGUAAUGAGCUCAUGAGUUUAUUAGAAGAAAAGUUAGAAUACUAUGCUCAAGAAUUGAAAGAUAUUAAUGGAGCUGAACUGGAUAACCCUUCAGAAAAUUCUAAAUCUGAAGAAUUAUCUAUUGAGGAUCAAGUGAAGAACGAAUUGGAGGAAUUGAGGAACAAUGCCACUUUGGUUGAUCGAACAAAAAAGAAGCCCAUUCUUCAACAAAUACCAUUAGAAUCAGAAUGCAUGGUGUUCUUCAAAACUAGAAAGCCAAUAAACCCUGAAAAUUUUGUAUUAAGAAUCAUUCAAGAAUUAGCAAGCCCGACUAUGAACUCUAAGAGAACUAGGUACAUCCAAAAGUUAACCCCAAUUACUAGUUCAUGCAAUGCCAGUUUGGAAGAACUGACCAAGUUAUGUCAACGUGUGUUACCUCCACAUUUCCACCAAGAAGAAUCAACCGCCUAUAAAUUUGCAAUUGAAGUUAAUAAAAGGAACUUUAACACUUUGGAUAAGAUGGAUAUGAUAAAUUUGAUCGCUAGAGAAGUGGGUAAAGGAGGUCAGUUUCGCCAUACUGUUGACCUUAAAAAUUACGAUAAACUAGUAUUAGUACAAUGCUAUAAGAACAACAUUGGCAUGUCUGUGGUUGACAAUAACUACCUGACUGAAUAUAGAAAGUACAAUAUUCAAGAAAUCUACGAAGCCAAAUUUAGCACAAAGAAAGUGGAUUCCUCUCCAGAAAAUAAAACCGAAUAA
Messenger RNA from Eremothecium cymbalariae DBVPG#7215, 891 nucleotides. It is a transcript of the gene TAN1, whose product is annotated as putative tRNA acetyltransferase. Lineage: Eukaryota; Fungi; Ascomycota; Saccharomycetes; Saccharomycetales; Saccharomycetaceae. Gene Ontology annotation, molecular function: RNA binding. The record is from RefSeq and is a predicted model, not a curated record. The transcript has a single exon. Gene Ontology annotation, biological process: tRNA modification. The coding region runs from base 1 to 891 and encodes 296 amino acids.